Messenger RNA from Erinaceus europaeus (western European hedgehog), 5877 nucleotides. RefSeq names its product CDK2 associated cullin domain 1 (gene CACUL1). Gene Ontology annotation, molecular function: ubiquitin protein ligase binding. The coding region runs from base 456 to 1496 and encodes 346 amino acids. The record is from RefSeq and is a predicted model, not a curated record. Gene Ontology annotation, biological process: ubiquitin-dependent protein catabolic process. NCBI's taxonomy places the organism in Eukaryota, Metazoa, Chordata, Mammalia, Eulipotyphla, Erinaceidae. The transcript has 9 exons.
CCCCUCUGCGCGGGGUCCGCCGGGGCGGGGCGAGCUUCUGCCCCAGGAGCGCGCGAGCCACUCAGGGCUCCCGACCCGACUCGCGGGGCUCUCGCGCAGCUCGCGCCGCUCACCACGUGCCUUCCCGGCCGCUCCCCCAGCCGUCCUCGCCAACCGCCUGUUGGAAGCCGCCGUAAAAUGUCGUGAGCGGCGCUGCCGCUUUACGGCUGCCUCUCCCAGACCGGAGCCCGGGAGCGCCCAGAGCCAUCCGCCCGGAGUCCCGCAGCGCCCAGCCGGCGGAGUGGCGAUCCCCGGCGCCCCGCCGGCCUCCCCGCCGCGCCCCUGCCGGCCCCCGGCGAUGUGAGCUCGAGGAGGCCGCGGAGCCCCCCUCACCUCCCCCCCACCCCCCCGGCCCGGCCGGGGCUUGCGACGGGCGGCAGGUGCCUGCGAGGCGGGCGGUGCUGGGGGCCUGCAGGAUGGAGGAGAGCAUGGAGGAGGAGGAGGGGGGCAGCUACGAGGCGAUGAUGGAUGACCAGAACCACAACAACUGGGAGGCCGCGGCGGGCGGCUUCCGGCAGCCCCCGGCCCGCGAGCUCCCCGGCGGCCCGGGGGACAGGAAGGGCCCCAAGGAGGGGCUCGCCAUGGGGCCGCCGCCCCCGCCGCCCGAGGCCAACGGGGUGAUCAUGAUGUUGAAGAGCUGCGACGCGGCCAAGCCGGCCCCCGCGCCCACCCCCAGCUCCGCCAUCAACAUCCACACGUCCACCUCCAAGUUCUUGAUGAAUGUCAUCACCAUUGAAGAUUAUAAGAGCACAUACUGGCCAAAAUUGGAUGGUGCCAUAGAUCAGCUUUUAACCCAGAGUCCUGGUGACUACAUCCCCAUCUCCUAUGAACAGAUCUACAGUUGUGUGUAUAAAUGUGUAUGCCAGCAGCAUUCAGAACAGAUGUAUAGUGAUCUGAUUAAAAAGAUAACUAAUCACUUACAGAGAGUCUCAAAGGAGCUGCAGGCCAGCCCUCCAGAUCUCUAUAUUGAAAGAUUUAAUAUAGCUCUUGGACAGUAUAUGGGAGCACUGCAGAGCAUUGUGCCUCUUUUCAUAUAUAUGAAUAAGUUUUACAUCGAAACCAAGCUUAACAGAGACUUAAAGGAUGACCUCAUAAAGCUGUUUACGGAGCACGUUGCAGAAAAGCACAUUUACAGCCUCAUGCCUUUACUUUUAGAAGCCCAGUCAACGCCAUUUCAGGUUACACCUUCAACCAUGGCAAAUAUUGUGAAAGGCCUAUACACUCUCAGACCAGAGUGGGUUCAGAUGGCUCCAUCCUUGUUUUCUAAGUUUAUCCCAAACAUCCUCCCCCCUGCGGUGGAAUCCGAGCUUUCCGAGUAUGCUGCUCAAGACCAGAAACUUCAAAGAGAACUUAUACAGAAUGGUUUUACAAGAGGUGACCAGUCCCGGAAGAGAGCUGGGGAGGAGUUGGCAUAUAACAGUACAUCAGCGUGUGCGAGUUCCAGAGGGUAUAGAUAGUGAAUGUAUUGAAUGUACUUGCCUUCCUGAAGAGAGGACACACUGGAACUGCCGAGACUGUGGGGUCCCGAAGACACUCAGGAACUCUGUCACGAAGCUGUUCUGGGAAGAGGAUGUGGGACUUCUUUUGGUUUGUAAUUUUAAAAAAAAACUAACAAAAACUAAAAAAAAACCCAAAAAACCCCAAAACAAACAAAAAAAAACCCCACAAAAACAGAAACAACAGCCACUUGCUGCUAGACAUGGGGAUGAUUUUGAAAUGGGACGAUCUUAUAAUGACUUUAUCUACAGAUUCUGUGAGGAACAACCAUCUUGAGAAGUGACCCUUGCGGUGUGGAAUCUGGCAACCCAAAUCAGCUGCUUCCUCCAAAAAUACCAGAGCAGAAGAAUUUUUGGUCUUUUCUUUUUUAAAGCACUUACUUUGUUCAUUUAUAGACUUGGCAUUUAGGUAUAUUGGUUUCACACGUCAAGGAAUCUUUUUGCUUUAAAUUUAAAGCAUACAGUAUUUUCCACCCAUAACCCAAACAACCCCAUUUAAAAGAGUUGGUCCUUGUUUAGCAUUAGGAAAGUCUUGUUGAAUGAAAAUACUAACUCUGCUUUACCUGUAACCUCUCUCCCCCAUCAGUUCACAGCCCUUUUCUACUCUGUGCCUUGAGCUUUGAGCACUUUGCAACUCUGUGACCAUCCUUCAGACUCACAAAGGCAUCCUGGGAAAGUUGAUGUUCUCACAAACUAACCCACCAGGACAUCCUGGCAGGAUGCCUCGUGGGCAAACAGAAACAUUGCACAAUGGUCAGCGCCCCCCCCCCCCCCCCCAUGACAUAGUCAGGCUAAUGUCGGUGACCAGUAGAUCACUUCCAUUCCCUCUCUGCCUUCAUAGGCUUUCCCGGCUGCUGUGGUGUUGGCGUGCGCUAAAGUAGAGGUGGGUGGGACUUGAGCUUUAGAGCUGCCUCAUGAAUAUUGUUGACAGUUACUCAGCUGUAACAGAGGGUUUCUGUGAUACUCUGGGAAGCAGGUAACAGUUACUGAACCCAAACACAGCCAGCCAUUUGUGUGGGGUUUCUGAUCCACUUCGUUGUGAAUGGGUGGGAUACGUAUUUAGAGAGUCAGCGGUCUUCACCUUUCAGAUAUAUUUGAAUACAACAGAGUAGAAGUUGCACUGCUGUCUCAAGUCCCCCUCUUAGCCCUGGCAGAGCUCUCUUUGCUGUUUGUCUGUCUACACUCACAGUGCUGUUGAGUUGCUUAUAUCGGACUGAGGCUUACUCAAGUUGGUUUUGAAUGGCAAAGAAAAAUAGCAGGAUAUAUGUAGCAAAAGAGAAAGCUUCUCAAUUUUGCUUGAAUCUAGAUUUUGAGCAUCUGCUUGACUCUACUCACAUCAGACUGAUAUUUACCUUUUUUGAGGACGUGGGUCAAAAAGAGGCAGACCAGGCAUUCUGCGUCCCACUUCUCAUUCGCAGGGUUUAUAUCUUGACCUGUCCAAUUUGUCUUUGCAGAAUGUGAGCACAGAAUGGGGGUGGGGUGGGAGUGGGGUUGGGUUGGGGGUUCAGGUAGGAGAGUUAGAAACAAGCCAUCCAAUAGAAGGCCUCUGUGUAUAAGACGGUUAUUCAGAGAACUAAAAGUAGAGGGAGUCAGAUUUAUUUUUUUAAGUACUUAAUAGCCAGAGUUGGUGCAUUUGGGGAGGACUUUGAAUCGGACUCAGUGACCCCUGUGAGCGUACUGGAUUGCAUCAGUAGAUAGCGCGUCACUGCGAGGAUGUAGACAGGUCUGGCUGAGACCACACACUUGAUUCAAUUCGCUACACCAGUAAUGAUCUGGCGUAAAGGGAGAAUUCUAUUUUAUCAUGAAGUCCAACAUUGACUCUUCUCAACAGAAUGCUUGCUGUGGGAUUGUAAGUAACACCUGCAACAGAAGUCUCUCUUUUAGUGGCUUUAAUAUUGUUUCUGAGAGGAAUGAAAUUGGAGCAGAUCUUGGAAUGUGGAUGAAGUUUUCAGUAUCUUUAAUAAUAUACCCCAAUGCUUUUUCUGGGAGGGAGUGUUCUUUUUUAGACCAACAACAGAGCUUUCCCGAUAAAAGCAUUGUAUUCUGAUGGGAAUCAGCAUUAAAAUCUUUGAAUGUUUUUGCAUUACUUAGUGGCAAAAUGUUUUAUAUGGGCUUCUUAUUCUUGUGUGUUAACAAAAAGUGGGUGACACGAGGCCUGCAGAUUUUAGCUUCUCUGGACUUUUUGCACAACCAGCAGGACUUCAGCACCUGGCACGGCAGAGCCAUGACGGAAGGCACCCGGGGAAGGACAGACCCGCCCUUGGCCCGGUGUGGCAGCCGAUGGUGUGAAGAGCCUCUUUCUUACAGCCGAGUGGAAAUUAGUCUUGCUUUCUCAGUUGGCACCCUUAGCAAAAUUCCUUUGUAACAGGUGAAAGGAAGUAAAGUUUGCCUUUCAUAUGGUACUGACUGAUGACUGAAUACCAAAAAGUAUUCUCUUCCCCUGUUCACUGGCCUUCUUGCCAGUACAGUAACAGUCUGCGCCAGCUGCGCGCUGGCUCUUACCCCUGCUGCUGGACUGGCUCAUUAGUCACCCGGCAUGGGGGGCGGGCGGGGGUCUGGCUGCACUUGUUUAGUGAGCAUGUGCAGCCUGGAGCGGGGACUCUGCCCCACCCCAAGAAGCCAGUUGAGCCACCUCGAGAUAAUGAUGCGCGGAGUGAAAUCGAUGCGACUUGUUUUGCGAGAUGGUACUUACUGCCAAAGUGAGCCUUUAGCUUUAGCGCCAGUGUCACCACAUGUCCUGUGGUCAAACCGCAGCCCCCCCUUCACCCCACAGGAACUGCCACCUGGUUUCCUGUGGAGUAGGAAGCCAGCCCUGGGCCUGAUGCUUCCUCCCCUAAGAGCUCUUAGGUGUAGAGUGAGCAAGAAGAGACAGAGACCCACUGCACUCGCCAUAGCGCAGUAUUCCACCCAGUCUACCCAGUGGGAGAAUGACUUGUCCCCUCCACUCUUACUGGCCCCCCCCCCCCCCAUUCAUAAGACGGAGGCAGUUCCCUUUUUUUUAGGGGGAGAGGAUGAGCCACUGAUGUGUGAGAAAGUUGCAGCUGGGGGAUGCCCUUGGCCUCAGGCCCUGCAGUCCCUGAAGCUGCCUUUCCCCCUGACGCGCCCGUACUUGCUGCCUGGGCGGCACAUUUGCACACAAAGAGUUCCUCAGGAAAAGUUUGCACAUGUAUCACCUCGAAUCUUCUAGACUGACCGAAGAACAAGGGGUUUGAAAGCUUUUCAGCACAAAAGGGGAGGGGGGCAAGGGGGGAGGUUGUUGGCCUAUGCAGCCCUGCUGGCAGCAGUGAGGUUGACCUGGUGACAGGACUGGUCUCUGAGGCCGUGAAGGGAGCAGGAGCGAGUGUGUCCGCAUAUUUCGGUCAGCCUCUUUAAUCUCCCCAGGACUCCAUCCUGAUUUCGUCAUCCUCUUAUUGAGGUAGACUGUAUUUUCUUUUCUUUCUUUUUUUUUUUUUAAUCUUAUUUUCAUGAUUAUUAUGCAAGAAGCAUUGCCCUGAAACUAAAAAUUCAAGUUUAAUAAGCAACUAUUCCUAAAGCAACUAAACAUUGUUUUAUAGAUAUACACUAAUCUGAACUUUUUUUUUUUUUAAUUUAUAUACCAAGCAAAACCAAGAAACCUUAUUAGCAAUCUGGUCAUUGUUUGGAUGCUUUGAAAAGAAAUUCUUUUCAUGGUGUCUCAUUGAGCUUCUUAUUCUUAGCUCAAAGGUCAUGCUUACUUCAGUUUAGGUCUAGGCCUCUUAGAUGACUUGCAUAUAACAGUUAUAAGCUCAGAAUGUGACUGACACCUGUAAGAGGCUUGCAGGGUCUUUUUUAAAAUUCUGAUUAACUAUUGUUCAGAAAUACUGCAUAAGGUGAAUUUCAUGGUUGUCACAAGUUAAAAUAGAACUCGUAGGGGUUUCUAAAGAAAUGGCUGUCCUCUUUGUCUGAAACUUGCUCUCAUUUCUGGCCACCAGAAUAUACAUACGCAAGGACCCCCUACUCUUCCCCAAGGGGACUGGCCCCUCUUGUGUCCCCACUGUUGGCCAUGAAGUCAUCGAUCCCUCCCCCCCCCCCCCGCCCCUGGCUGGGGCCCUCAUUUGAACCUUUCCAGAACCGGGUGACACACACGUGUCCUGUUUCUGCUGGUGUUGGAGGAGGAGGGAGGCGGGCGAAGCAGAGGCAGGUACGCUCUGAGAGGAUUCUCGUUUGUACAUACAUUGCACUCUGCUGGUUGGGAAGUACCUUCAUUUCUGGUUGGACUGCAUUGUGUAGAAACAUGUUAAUGACUUGACAUUUCUGGAAAAUUUAUAGUGUGACUGUGGGGUGAGUUCUGUGGUUUGGAAGAAAAAUAAAUAUUUUGUAUUGA